UCGUGAUCAUCGUGCUUUUGACGUUAAUGCCCGAUCUGCGAUUCGUCGUUUAGCUGUUGUUUUUGUUUGUUGUCACGAGAAAUGAAAAGACAGAGCUCCGGCAAUAGGACCCAUGCAAACGAGGAUGAGCCCUGCAACUGGAAAAAAUGGCGUGCUGAAAGAAAACAGCAGCUUCUCAAAUGGAGGGAAGAAAGGCUCAUCAAAAAGCUCGAGAAGGAAAAGAAAGCGAAGGAAUCCGAAGAACAGCAGGCCUCGUCCAUGGAUUCCGAAUCGAAAGGCCGGAAGUACACCCUCAGCAUAGCAGUCCCAGGUUCCAUAAUGGACAAUGCUCAGAAUGCGGAAUUGCGAACUUACUUAGCCGGUCAGAUUGCAAGGGCUGCAGUCGUUUUUUGCGUGGAUGAAAUCGUUGUCUAUGAUGAUGAUGGCUCAACUACACGUGGUGCAAAUGGGACUGCUGUGGAUGGAGAAUUUGGUGGCCUUGCCAAAUCUGGUCAAGGCGUGGUGCAGUUGGCACGUGUCCUACAGUACCUCGAGUGCCCGCAGUACCUACGCAAGCAUCUCUUUCCCUUGCAUCGUGACCUGCAGUUUGCAGGGUUGCUGAAUCCACUGGACUGCCCACACCACCUGCGCGCCACUGAGGAGAGUCCGUAUCGUGAAGGAAUUGUGGCACGGCUGCCUGUUAAGGAAGGCAGUGGGUCUUACGUCAACUGUGGGCUCAACAAAGAGGUGAAGAUAGACCGCUGUCUGCAACCAGGAGUGCGAGUUACUGUAAAAAUGAAAGAAGGAGUCCCUGGCAAGAAGCUGCGAGGUACUGCUGUGUCACCGUCGUGUCCUCGAACAGAAGCAGGCCUCUACUGGGGUUAUGAAGUCAGGGUAGCUCGUAGUCUUGGUGCAGUCCUGGCCGAGUGCCCUUUUCCAGGUGGCUACGACAUUACCCUGGGCACUUCAGAACGAGGGACACCUGUUGAUGAGCUCGAGUUACCUCAUCGGUUCGAACAUGCACUUGUUGUGUUCGGAGGUCUCAAAGGUCUGGAGGCAGCCCUUGAAGCAGAUGAAGCUCUGGAUGUUGAUGAUCCUGAGUACUUAUUCAACCACUACCUAAACACCUGUCCUAGCCAAGGAUCAAGAACAAUUAGGACAGAGGAGGCCAUCCUUAUCUCGCUCUCGGCCUUACGACCCAAGAUUGUGGCUGCACAGAGUGGUGAUAGUGCUGUGGAUUCCUCCUGAGGCAACACUUCUUUGGUGUGUGUGAUCCACGCGCAUACAUCAUCUCCUGUUGACGCGACGAAACUUGUUUUUGUCAAUCUUGUCAAAAAACAGCAGCCCCGCUGCCCUCUCAAUGGUGUCUAAUGGAACCUGAAAAAAAUAUAGAGCAUUUCCUUAUGCAGUGAAGGACUAUGAACAACACGCAGCUAAUUGAAAUCAGUCCUGCACAGCCACCAACCAAUAGUUCGGACAUCACUGAUUGCAGUCCUGUACAGUCAUCGGCCAAUAGUCCGGAUAUCACUGAUUAUUCAAACAGUCCACCUCAAUGACUAAUCCAUAAAGACGACCAAAAAAUUUUGGACAAAUUACAGUGUGCUGUGCAAUAUUUUAGUUUAGAUAUGUUACCGGCGUAAAGUGGUGUACUGUGUCCAGUUUUCUACACGCUAAGCCUCGCUAUGUCACCGGCGUUUAUUCAAAACCAAAACUACCGGACAAUGGUAAUUGAUCUAGUAGCCACUGACCAUGCCCAGCUACUAAGUCGUAGAAGUUGAAUUUUCACGAUUUAUUGUACAAUCUUGGGCAGCAUAUUCCAUUAUUAGUUUCACAUGGCACCAACUCUACUCUUGAUGUCCGUGGCAGACUAUUACUGUUAUGAAGUCAGGGAAGAAGAUACACUGCACACACUCAUUACUUUAUUUGUAGCGAUGGCAUGAUAGUGGUUGAGAUAUGGGCCACAAUUAUGUUGCGAUGCUGCUCGCUUGGUGCCACUUUUUACAUCCACUGUUCACGGCCAAAUGAUCUUGUUUGUAGCGCGGGUAGAGCAUUGCUCUCACCAAUGACUAAGAAUAAGAAAGCAUUAAGAGGAAUAACGUAAGAAAACCCAUCGCUACAAUAUUGCAGCCACACACUGUUUAGGCCAUAGGUACUAAGUGUGUGUGCAUGUGUGGGCUGCAGCAAGAUGUUUGACGAUCACUUUCAAUGAUACCUUUCAUUUUGUAAAAUUUCGCACGAAUGGCACAGGCUGCGUCAAUGGGCAGGAGCGUCUCCGGGAAUGUGAUAAGGCAACAUGCUUGUGACUGUGCCAAGAGUGAGUCUUGCGCUAUUUACACUAAAUUGAUAUCAUCCACAAAACUGACUAUCUGAAAAUACGGAACAUCUAAUAGGUGUGCCAAAAAUUCAGCACACCUUUAUUAGGGGGGAUGGGAGAGAAGGGAAGCAUUUAUAGAGUAAUGUUACUAAUUAUUUGGUGACUCCAGUACAUUAGACUUCUGAGCGUCAAUUUUAUUGGUUGGGAACUGUCGAUGUAUUUCAGUGGUGAUACAGCAGCAGCCACCUUGUGAAUAGUUUAGAUUUCACGACCAGGUGUGAAGGCAGGGGACCACUGCUGCCUGGUGCACAUGUCAUUUUGUUGUGGCACACAGUGUCAAUAAAAAUAAAACUGGACAAUGA
Rhipicephalus sanguineus (brown dog tick) is the source of this 2655-nucleotide messenger RNA. RefSeq names its product putative methyltransferase C9orf114 homolog. The transcript has 8 exons. Lineage: Eukaryota; Metazoa; Arthropoda; Arachnida; Ixodida; Ixodidae. The record is from RefSeq and is a predicted model, not a curated record. Bases 82 to 1227 code for a protein of 381 amino acids.